AUGGCGUUGUCAUUUGGUCAGACACAAAACGGUGAAGAAGCGAUGGUGACGGUACCAACUAACUGGGAGUUUUCGGGUUUGGGAACAUUUGGAACGGAACUGGGGAUUGGGAACAUUUUGGAACGGAGACCUGGAUGA
This is a messenger RNA of Funneliformis mosseae, 138 nucleotides long. The record is from the annotation of a GenBank genome assembly. NCBI's taxonomy places the organism in Eukaryota, Fungi, Glomeromycota, Glomeromycetes, Glomerales, Glomeraceae.